This is a messenger RNA of Elgaria multicarinata webbii, 526 nucleotides long. RefSeq names its product fatty acid-binding protein, liver. The record is from RefSeq and is a predicted model, not a curated record. Gene Ontology annotation, cellular component: nucleus; cytosol. Lineage: Eukaryota; Metazoa; Chordata; Lepidosauria; Squamata; Anguidae. Gene Ontology annotation, molecular function: fatty acid binding. Gene Ontology annotation, biological process: fatty acid transport. The transcript has 4 exons. Bases 72 to 452 code for a protein of 126 amino acids.
CAUUUGGGGACCUCUCAGCCCUUUUCUCCCUCUCAGCAGCACUGACGGUUCCACCCUUCUGGGCUGCCAAAAUGGCAUUCAAUGGCACAUGGCAGGUCUAUGCCCAAGAGAAGUAUGAAGAAUUCCUGAAAGCGAUUGCCUUGCCAGACGAUAUCAUCAAAGCCGCCAAAGACAUCAAGCCCAUGACUGAAAUCCACCAAACCGGGAAUACCUUCGUCAUCACGUCCAAAACCCCCAACAAGUCUGUCACCAAUUCAUUCACGCUGGGGAAAGAAACCGACAUGACCACCAUGGAUGGCAAGAAAGUCAAGUGCACAGUAACCCUGGUAGAUGGCAAGCUGGUAGCCAAAGCAGACAAGUUUGUCCACACACAGGAAAUAGUAGGCAAUGAAAUGGUAGAGACCAUAACAUCUGGCACCGCAACGUUCACCAGACGAAGCAAGAAAGUUUAGACGUGCAGAAGACAGCCCUGUUUUGUAGUAGAUGUUUUUAUAUUUGGGAAAUAAAGUGUACUGUGUCCAUCGCU